CUGCCCGUGGCCUCCUCACCCCGACGGGCAACUCCGAGACUCUGCCAAACCCUCUUGACCCCCUCGUUUCCCUCUCUCUACCUUUCCUCUGAAGAAACAACCCGGCGUUACGUCAUGAAGUGCAGGGCGAGCAAGACAGCGUCUUAGGAGCUAUUCGUAGGCAUUGCUGCCAAACCCGGCUUGGGGCUGCUCAUGAGCUCACUGCAGCCAAUGCAAUUUACAAAUCCAACUCUUUUAAAACAGCAGCAGUAUGUGGUCUCUGUUGCUGGCACAAUUGCGCAAAAAAAGAAACACACACACACAGCAGUGUGAACGGCGUAAAGAUAAUGAGUAGACUGGUUUACACUGUAGCCUCACUGAAAACACCAUGACAUAAUGAAGCAACAGAGAUCUUUGACGCACAGAGAUUUCUACAGCAUUUUUUUGUCUUUGAUUCUUUGCUGAUCUCAAAAACAACAUGCCCCACGCUCGAAAUAGGAACCCUAGCCCCAUCCCAGAGGUAACAUGGGACACGGGAUUGAAGGAGAUGAACGAGACCUGGAAAGGAGCUAUAGCCUGUCUCGGGGUGGCCGUCUUCUUUGUAAUGACCAUCGGGAUCAUUUACUGGCAAGUGGUGGACCAGCCCAACAAAAACUGGAUCCUCAGGGGCACUUUUAGCGGACUGAUCUGGGAGAGGAGAACCCACUCGCUGGUCAUACAGACCCUGACGGAGGACAAGACCUACGUGGAAAUUGACGUCGGGAACGUGGGGAACCCCGACAUCGAGGUUCCCUUCGUGAGGAACCUGUGCUGGCUUAAUAAAACCGAGUUCUGCUAUACGUGGGACUCGGUGGCCGAGGUGAAGAUCUCGCUGGAGGUGAAUGAGGAUACGGAGACGGAGUGCUACAGUAUGAGCUGGACGCCGGUGCACUGCCAUGUGGAGCUGAAGGACUGCUUCUCCAUGACCAACGUGUCCUGGUACGGCGGUGCCAGCGUCCGUGGUCAGACGUGGCCAAUCAACGAUCAAAAUGCCACGAUGCAGCCCUUCAUCGUCAGCGACCUGAAGGACAACCCCUCCGGCUUCGGCUCGGCCCUGGAGCGCUACUUCCUGGGCUCGUCAGGUGUUGCGGUGCUUGUAUCUCCUGAUAUUCCCCUGCAGCUCGGAGUGGACAGCAGACAGCAGUUCUGCCUGCAGUCACUGCCUAGUAUGGAGCGUCUCCCUCUGCAGUACACGGUGUGUGUGGCCCGCGACGUAAAAGCUGCUCACCAGGAAGCGGUGCAACAACUCUCCGAGCACAGCAGGCAGCUGCCCAACAUGAAAGCACUGUGGCUGCCGUUCUGGAAGCUGCUCGCCAACGUGGAUUCAGGGCCGAAAGUGGAGAGGGAGCUGAGGACCUUCUCUAACCGUCUGAGGAGACACCAGCUGGGGGAGGGAGUCAUCAGCCUCAACGAACAUUCCACCACCCUCCUCUCUGACAUGGACCAUGACUACCUCAACAGCAGGAGAAGGGGGAUGUCCAAGAGACUGACCAGGGACCUCCCACUUGUCAAGCUUCUUAACAUUUCCAUCACCCUGUCCCCUUUCCUGGGCGUGGACACCACGCAGUUCCACACCUCCCUCGUGGACGGCACCGAGGCCUACUGGCUCAGCCUCCCCUCGGCCUCUCAGGGACAGCUGAUCCCUGUGAUGAGUCAGUGGCGAGGAAAGUUCUGUGUCAAGCUGAACAUCACCAACCCAGGAGCAGUGAGCUGGUUUCUGGACAGGGUGGGAUCCCUGCAGGCCCAUUUAGGAAUGGAGUACGUCCUGCUGGAGGGGGGUGAGGGGAAUCUGUUCGAGGAGCAGUCCCUGCGACCUCCACAGGUUCUGAGUGGAGACAAGUACAUCACCCACCUGGCUGACCUGGCCACCAGGAUAGGAGACUCCACCAUCAUGACAGCAGGGACACGAUCAAGCCACAAGCCGCUGUUUGUGAGGAUGACCCCCCUGCAGUCUGACUGGAGCCCGAUGGGCCUGAGGGCCAUCAUUCCCUCCCUGCUGCACCACACUCUGCUGGGAUACAACUUCCUCAUUCCUGAUGCAGUAGGUGGCUCUCUGUCUGGAGACCUGAUCACAGAUGAGGAGUUGUUCAUCCGUUGGCUGGAGAUCGCAGCCUUCCUCCCCGUUAUCAGCUUCCACACACCGCCCUGGGUCUGCGGCGAGGACCAGGUGCUAAACCUAACUCGGACCUACAUUGCGACGCACCAGAGGGACGUGGUACCGCUGAUAGAAAAGUAUGCAGAGGAGUGGCAGAUGACGGGAAACCCCAUCUACCGGCCGAUGUGGUGGCUCAGUCCCAGUGACCCCAUGACCUUCACCAUCGAUGACCAGUUCCUCAUCGGAGACGAGGUCCUGGUGGCGCCGGUGGUGGAGAAGGGCGCAGUGCAGAGGGAUAUUUAUUUACCUGACGGGGGCUUCCAGUGGCAGGACAGCCAGAACGCACAGGUGUUCGAUGGGGGGACGUUUCUACAGGACUACCCCGUCGCUCUGGAGGACGUGGCUGUCUUCUUACGGAGAAGCUGAGUCACAUGACUGAUCCACUGAGUCACCUGACUUAUCCUAUUACUGUUCUGAAUCAAAUUCUUUUUAAAAAAAAAAACAUACUUGUGCUGUUCUCAACUUGCACUUUUCCACUAAAGACCUUGUCUCAAGGCUCUGCUUUGAGAUGAUAUGUAGAAAGAUUUUUUUUAUACUUGCACUUUACAGUUCAAAAUGAUUUUGUUUUUAAUUUUUUUUCUUUUGUGACAUUUUCUUCUUCCUUUUUUUAAAAAAAAGUUGUUAAUCGGUUUUACCUCUCGGCUGAUUUGUUUCCGGACUUUUUAAUCCGUUCUGCUUUUCUCUCUCUUUUUUUGUAUAGUUCCGGAGAAAUCUGUGUGUUUACAUACUGCAUUUCUACAGUCUUUAAAUUUUUAGUCGCUGCUGGCUCUCUUGAUAAGGAGGAACAAAGCAAGCCCCUUGUUUGCUUAAACAAAUCUGAAUCUCUCAAGAAGACCAAAUGAAGAUAUAGAAAGACAGAGGAAGAUGACUGGAAGGGCUUUUUUUCUAGGGAAAUGCUUACUGGGAGGAAAUUAGAUCACAGAAAGCUGCAUAUAGAGACAGACGCAGCGUGGUACCGUACGUCCUGCUCACUCAUUGGAAAGGCUUCUACUUGAACUUAUCAGGCCAACGGGCUGAUGUUUUUAUGAAUGUACCUCAAGUUAUGGAUUUUCAUUGCGCUACAAAGUCAUCUGACACAACCACCUAUGACCCCUUCGCACAUAUUCUUAGCAUAGUUUGUCGACAUACCACUGUUGGAUGUAUCUGAAUGUCCCUUAGUACUGUACACCACACGAACUUGAGGCCAAGCCACUGUCAUUGUACCUUUGCAUAUAUUUGAAGUUAGAUUAGAGUUUACCUUCUUACUAACCUGCUGUAACAAGGGCUUUGAAAUGGGUGGCUCUUUUUUUAAUUACUCAUUAAAUGACUAAUGCAGUGUUGCUACGCUCUUUAAUAUAACCAAAUAUCAAAUGAAUGACAACAAAUGAAAUUUUAAAAUUAGUGUUAUUGCCUUGAUAUGGAAGUGACCUACACCUCCUCCAUCCCCUCUACUGAACCAGACUUUGCACCUCUUUAUGUGUAUUUAGUACAUGCAUAUACAUGCAGUAUGUAAGAGCUAAAUUAUGUCUACACUGCCUUUAAAUGACUGAAUAAUGGAGCAUUAAAUGGGGUUAGAACAAUUUACCUAACCAUCUUGAAGGUGGAGUCAGUCCCAAGCAUCCCAUAUGUAUGGGGAUGAUGCGCGCUGGUAACACCUAUUGAAUCGUAUCCUCCUGCUCCAAUUGCCCCUUUUCCCCCUUCGUCUCCUCUUCCCAGCUGAAGUUUGCUUCCCAUUUGCAGCAUCAGGUCUGUGCACGAAAACCAGUCGGGCAGUGAGCAGACAUGCUGACUGAAUUUGGCAGUGUGUAUUUUAUAUUACAGUAAAAUCCCAUAUUCCACCUUUAAUCUGUGCAAAAAGCCUAAAGGUGAAAACAACAAGCUGCAAUUUUACAUUGUGUUACAUAGUGGACUAUUUCUCUAACCCUCGAAUUUCCAUGCUAAGCUAACUGUCUUCUGGUUGUAGACUUUCAGCUUAGCAGGCACACAGGAGAAUGUGGCAGUUUUCUCAUCUCAUCAGCUCCUAUCAAAAAAAUCUAAUAAGCUUAUUUCCCCAAAUGCUGAACCAGCAUACACAAAUGCUUCUCUAAGUGUUGCAGACAAAAAAAAGCCACAACCAUGUUGGAUUUACAAGAAGUUGUUGAUCUAAUAUUUAAGAAUCACAGAGUUGCAGUAGUCACCUCUUAGAAUCCUUCACAAAUAGUUCAUUUUCUGCCCUUGUGUGUAACUUGACUUAACCUGCUGCUUGGACUGUCUUUGUAAAUACACUCACUUCCAUCGCUUUCUUCAGUUGAGUCAGAAUGUUGUUUGAACCCUCACUUAAUGCUUUCAGCGAAUGAGACGAGAUUUUCUUUUUGUGAUUAUAUUCAGAGUCUGCCCAUGAACAAAUGUAAUCUUUAUGUCACGACGCAUUGCUCUACAUGUCUUUAGCUAGUGCUCUUUGUCAGCGCGUAUCUUUAUUGAUUUGUUCUUCACAAGGUAAUCUUAACUGGCCAGCAGUGAUGAUACAGACUCGGGAAACUUAUCGCUUAGUGACUGUUACCACUGAACUGAUUGUGUAACUUUGAUCUAACAAGUUUACUGUAUCAACUCAAACACUCAGGUCUAAUGAAGCUUAUCAGAUCACCAAAUGUCUUAGUGCAACGCAGUAUGUUGUGAACACACUGACGUCUUAAUCUCUCCCAGAGCAGAAUGUACAACGGACAAACUGUGACUUCCCACAGCCCUUCAUGUGAGGAGCUUUUCUAGUUCCCCUUUUAAUGCUUUUAUGGAAUGCUGUGGUAUGUUCACUUCUGAGUUGCAAGAAAAGCUUUGAUGUGUUAUUCCUUCCCUCUACAGACUGCGCCAACCAUGCGCCUUAAUAUGCCACUCUUAAGUCGAGGCCACACGAGUGUCUGAAUUAUUGCAGAAUCAGCAAUGUACAUAUUACGAUGACUGUGCCAUUACAAGUGUUGUUUUUUUUCUCUUCUGUAAAUCAGAGAACGUAGAAUGACAAAGUUGCAAUAAAGUUUACAUUUUCUUACUUCA
Messenger RNA from Acanthochromis polyacanthus (spiny chromis), 5176 nucleotides. RefSeq names its product SITS-binding protein. The coding region runs from base 458 to 2539 and encodes 693 amino acids. The record is from RefSeq and is a predicted model, not a curated record. The transcript is spliced from 11 exons. Lineage: Eukaryota; Metazoa; Chordata; Actinopteri; Pomacentridae.